CCCGCAUUGACAGCAUUUCUUGUUCCGACUUGCCCGGGAAAAGUUUAUAAAUUCCUUGAAUUGACCGGUUUAACGUUAUUAUUAAAAAGUUUCCUGCCGUGGUAAGGCUACCGUGCAAUGCCAAAGGGUCGUAGGAAAGCGGUAGACGUUGGUGGAAGUGGUGAUGCGGGGCCAUCUGCCAAGAAGACUAAGUUAACCAAUCAGAUCAAGGGUAACACUGUCCAGAUUGAAUGGGAGGCAGACGGACCAAAAUGGACAGCAUACAAUGACGAUAUCAAUGCCGACAUCUGUGAUGCAUGCAAUGCUCUCAAGAAAGAUCUGACAUACAAAGUUGGUACUGCAACAUUUGUGAUCAAGUUUGAUGAUGGCUUCCAGAAGAACAAGAAGACGGGUUGGGAGCGAAGGAUACGUUGUGCCAUCCAGGAUUCACGAGACGAAGAAUUGUACGUCUGGGAGUGGGAAGAUGAACAUGGCAAGUGGCAUCCGUACUCGAUCACAAAUUCACUUGAAAUCGAGGCUGCUCAUCAAAGUAAACAAAAUGAUGUCACCGUGGUGGCAUGUCAUCGUUCGUAUCAGAUCGAUCUCACCGAGAUGGAGCAGGAGAAUACAGUAACUAAAGUCUGCAGAAAAGUACGCAGAGAAAAAUCAGAUGCAGUCGCUGAUGUUGCCACGGUUACCACAAAACCUGAACCAGCCGAUGAAGAAGAAGAGGUUAAACCGAAAGCAUCUGCCAAGAAAGCGUCUGCAGCAACUGCAAAAAGGGCCUCGGCGACCUCAGGAAAAGCUGCGGCUAAGAGUAGCGCUGGGCGUGGCAAAUCGGCAAAGGGUAAAGUCAAAGAUGAAGACGAGGAAGAAGAAACUACAGUGAAGACCGUGGUGAUCAAAGGGAAGGCGCCUGUUGACCCAGAAUGCACCUCAAAGAUAGGUACCGCCCAUGUUUACUGUGAAGGAAAGGAUGUCUAUGAUGCCAUGUUGAACCAGACAAACUUGCAGAAUAACAACAAUAAGUACUACGUCUGUCAGCUUUUAGAAGACGAUAACGCCAAGCGCUACCAUGUUUGGUUCCGAUGGGGCCGCGUUGGGAAAGUUGGUCAGAAUAACUUGACACCCUGUGGUGGCAACUUGGACCAAGCGAAAACAGCGUUUUGUAAAAAAUUCAAGGACAAGACAAAGAAUGACUGGUCACAACGAGACGUCUUUACUAAAGUUGCUGGGCAAUAUGAUCUUUUGAAGAUGGACUAUAACACAGAAGGUGCCGAUAGUGAUGGCUCAUCAAAGAAGAAAAAGAAGAAGGAUGUCAAAAUACCAGAUUCUAAGUUGGAUAAAAGACUACAGGACCUUAUAACGCUGAUCUGCGAUGUCAAAUCAAUGGAGGAGACUGUCGUAGAAAUGAAAUACGAUUCGAAGAAGGCACCCCUGGGAAAACUGACAGCCGCCCAGAUCAAGGCGGGGUACGCUGCAUUGAAGAAGAUCGACACUUGUUUGACUGCUAAUGAUAUGGAAACGAAACUGGUCCAAGCUUGUGACGAGUUUUAUACAAGAAUUCCUCAUGAUUUUGGAAUGAAACGACCACCUGUUAUCCGAACUAAGGUAGAUCUGAAGGCAAAAAUAGCACUCCUUGAGGCCCUUGGUGAUAUCGAGAUUGCCAUGAAGCUAUUGAAGAAGGAUUUGGGCAGUGACGAGAAUCCCGUUGAUGCACAUUAUAAAUCACUGGAAUGUGAAAUGAAACCAUUGGCCAAGACUGACCCUGAUUUCAAGAUGGUUGAAGAUUACCUCCAGUCGACCCACGCCAGCACCCACAACCAGUACAAGAUGGUGGUCGAGGAUGUUCUCGUCUGUGACAAAAAGGACGAAAAAGAUCAAUUUGUUGAUCAUGGCAACAAAAUGUUGCUAUGGCACGGCUCGCGCUUGUCUAACUGGGUUGGAAUCUUGAAGCAAGGUCUCCGCAUUGCUCCCCCCGAGGCUCCCGUCACUGGUUACAUGUUUGGGAAAGGUGUCUACUUUGCUGACAUAUCCAGUAAGAGUGCCAACUACUGUUUUGCAUCAAGAGCCAAGAGUACUGGUCUUCUUCUGUUGUGCGAGGUCUCUCUCGGCCAGACCAAUGAUCUCUUAUCAGCAGAUUACGCUGCUGAUAAGCUGCCCAAGAAGAAACACAGCGUGAAGGGGCUCGGCAGUGUUGCCCCGGACCCAAAAAAGACUUUUGUCACUCCUGAUGGCGUGACAGUCCCACUAGGUAAGCCGGUCAACACCAACAUUGACAACCCUAAUGGUUAUACCCUCAACUAUAACGAGUACAUCGUAUACGACACCAAGCAGGUUAAGAUGAAAUACCUCGUCAAGACCAAGUUCAAAUUCUGAAGAGGCUUAAGUCUUAUACCAAUCCAUCUAUCAAUGCUGGGAACUACUCAAGGUGGAGCAGUUAAUUAGGCUCAGCAGAGACAGACACUUGCAUGUUUGAAUUCAGGUCACUUAUAUUUGAAAGACAGGUCAUGAAGCUGAAUUCAUAGGCCAGUUACUAGUUAGCUUAUGGCCAACGUUUAGAGUAGGUGUGAGCUUUGAUCAACAAGAUAGGGCUGCUGUAUAGGGCAGUGUCAACGUGGUCGCGAUGUUCUAAUUUGAUUCCAUUAACGUAAUGAUUCCUUUUGGUUACUGCAUGUAGACACACGUGAGGCAAGUUUCCCACAAUGAUUGUUUGUUAUCAUGUCUUGAUUUGUACUGUCAUGUCUGUACAUAGUUGAUUUACACAAAAAUGCUUUUCCUGAAAAUAGUUUGCACUUCAGUUCAUUAGUUGCAGCCCAUUAUGAUAGAUUUGGAAAUAAAGUGAGUUAAUAAAGACAA
Lineus longissimus is the source of this 2838-nucleotide messenger RNA. RefSeq names its product poly [ADP-ribose] polymerase 2-like. Gene Ontology annotation, biological process: protein poly-ADP-ribosylation; double-strand break repair. The transcript has 16 exons. Lineage: Eukaryota; Metazoa; Nemertea; Pilidiophora; Heteronemertea; Lineidae. Bases 118 to 2358 code for a protein of 746 amino acids. Gene Ontology annotation, molecular function: zinc ion binding; NAD+ poly-ADP-ribosyltransferase activity; NAD+-protein mono-ADP-ribosyltransferase activity. The record is from RefSeq and is a predicted model, not a curated record. Gene Ontology annotation, cellular component: nucleolus.